AUGGAUGUGUUCCAGAGGGUAGAGAAGAUCGGAGAGGGGACCUACGGGGUGGUCUAUAAGGCCAGGAACAGAGUGACUGGGCAGCUUGUGGCCCUCAAGAAGAUCAGGUUGGAUCUGGAAACCGAGGGGGUUCCCAGCACUGCCAUCAGGGAGAUCUCCCUGCUGAAAGAACUGAAGCACCCCAAUAUCAUCAAACUGCUGGAUGUGAUCCACAGAGAGAAGAACCUGUAUAUGGUGUUUGAGUUCCUCACUCAGGACCUGAGGAAGUACAUGGACUCUUCCCCCUCAGAGCUCCCUCUGCCUGUAGUCAAGAGCUACCUCUCCCAGGUGCUACAAGGGGUGAGUUUCUGCCACUCCCACCGGGUCAUUCACCGAGACCUGAAGCCGCAGAACCUGCUCAUCAAUGAGUUUGGGACCAUCAAACUGGCUGACUUUGGACUGGCUCGGGCCUUCGGGAUUCCCCUGCGCACCUAUACCCAUGAGGUGGUGACACUGUGGUACCGUGCCCCCGAGAUCCUCUUGGGCACCAAGUUUUAUUCAACAGCUGUGGACGUCUGGAGCGUUGGUUGCAUCUUUGCAGAGAUGGUGACUGGCAAAGCUCUGUUUCCUGGUGAUUCAGAGAUCGACCAGCUCUUUCGGAUCUUUCACACCCUGGGGACCCCCAGUGAAGCCACAUGGCCCGGAGUCUCCCAGCUGCCUGACUAUCAGGGUAGCUUCCCCAAAUGGAACAGGAAGGGGCUGGAGGAAAUCGUGCCUAGCCUGGGGCCGGAAGGCCAGGAGCUGCUCCUGCAACUCCUGAGGUAUGACCCCAGCCAGCGGAUCUCGGCCAAGACUGCCCUGACCCAUCCCUACUUCUCUACUGAGCACUCCCUAGCACCCCAGCGAUGUGCAGUGGAGCGUUUCUCCCACUGAGAACACGUAUGUGGAGCCCACCACCUCACACCCUCACCACGGCCUCCCACCCACUUCCCAAGAAAGCCUUUCUGGGGAGAACACACCCCGAGGGGGCUUGGGUUCCUUGCCUACAGGUUGGCAAGUUCCUGUAUUGUUUGUUGGAUUUAAUGGUGCACUUUCAAAAGGCCUGCAGCUGCUCCCGGCAUGGCGGGAGAGGGGGUGGUCUGGGGGGGUCGGGGGUCAUGCAUAACCCCUUAGACGCCAGACAACCGGCGUCGGGUUAGAAGAGACCCUGGCCCUUCGCCUUCACUGCGCAGCUGCAGAGCCAAGCCCCUGAGAGAGGGCGCCCUCUGCUGGUCUCGAUUUUGUUUUAGGCUAUUGGGAGAGUCGGAUUCCUGUUCAGAGGACCUAGUUAAGCAGGAGGAGGGCAGGGCAGCUCUCUGAUCCUAGAAGUGGUUCCAGCACCUGAGGAUGUUCUAAUAGUCACAGCGUCAAAAACAGGCAUUUGAUGUCCUACUGUGUGACCCAUGGGAAAUAAAACGUAACUUGUUCCUGA
Molecule: messenger RNA, 1450 nt
Organism: Mastomys coucha (southern multimammate mouse)
Lineage: Eukaryota; Metazoa; Chordata; Mammalia; Rodentia; Muridae
Gene: Cdk3
Product: cyclin dependent kinase 3
Exons: 7
Coding region: 1-912 (303 amino acids)
Biological process (GO): protein phosphorylation; regulation of gene expression; regulation of G2/M transition of mitotic cell cycle
Cellular component (GO): cytoplasm; nucleus; cyclin-dependent protein kinase holoenzyme complex
Molecular function (GO): ATP binding; cyclin binding; cyclin-dependent protein serine/threonine kinase activity
Source: RefSeq, a predicted model, not a curated record